Molecule: messenger RNA, 1515 nt
Organism: Clunio marinus
Lineage: Eukaryota; Metazoa; Arthropoda; Insecta; Diptera; Chironomidae
Source: the annotation of a GenBank genome assembly
CUUCACAUUCAAAUUCAGCUGAUGUUGGCUGUAAUAAUAUGGAGAAAGAAAAACACACAAAAUUCUUUUUUUUAUUAAAGUUUAAAGUUUCUUUCGAUGAGUGUGCGUGUUUUUUUUUAAUUUCUUGUUAUCUUCAAAAACAACAUAUUUUCUCUCUUUUCUCCUCAUAUAAAAUUCAUUCGAAAGUGUAAGCAAAUUUUCAUUUGCCUCAGUCUUGAAUCGUUAUUGAAACCGUGAACAGACACGUGGAUUAUUUUGUCUUCCCACAGUGGCCUUGUAGUAUUUUCUAAAUCAUCUUUUUUUACUUUCAUUUGAUACAUUUCUCAUAAAAUUGUGAUUCAAAAUGGCUUUUCGCAUUCUUAAGUUAACUCCAAACUUCGCAAGAAUGAUGUCAACAAAUGCGACAACAGUUGGCUUUGUUGGCCUUGGUCAAAUGGGCAAUCGGAUGGCAACAAACUUGAUCAAUAAGGGAUAUAAAUUAAAUGUUUAUGAUGUAUCAUCAGAUGCUUGUGACGCAAUGAAGACGAAAGGAGCGAAAGUUUUUGGUAACACACGAGAAUUGGCAAAAAGUUCAGAAUUUGUCAUCACAAUGUUGCCAAAUAAUGAUAUUGUGACACAAACCUAUGAAGAAAUGAUUAAAGAUGGUGUCAACAGCAACACACUAUUUGUCGAUUCCUCAACUGUUGAUCCUAAUGUGUCGAAAUAUGUACAAAAGAUUGUCAAGGCAGCAGGCGCAAGUUUUGUCGAUGCUCCAGUUUCAGGGGGUGUUAUGGGCGCUCAAAAUGCUACACUUACUUUUAUGGUUGGAGGAACAACUGACGAGUAUAACAAAGUGAAGGGUUUCUUAGAAGGAAUGGGCAGAAAGAUCACUCACUGCGGGACAACCGGAAUGGGUGAAGCAGCAAAGAUUUGCAACAACAUGAUGUUGGCAAUUUCUAUGAUUGGCACAGCUGAGACUAUGAAUCUUGCCAUUCGCAUGGGACUUGAUCCAAAAGUAUUUAACGAAAUUAUUAAUUCAUCGACAGGACGUUCAUGGGCAUCAGAAGUUAACAAUCCAGUGCCUGGGUUGAAUCCAACAGCACCACCAAGUGAUAACUAUAAUGGAGGCUUCUCUGCAGCUUUGAUUACAAAAGAUUUGGGACUUGCAUCAAGUGUUGCCACCGAAACAAACUCACCCAUUCCAUUGGGUGCUUUAUCCCAUCACAUCUACCGGAUGAUGAUCGCAAAAGGUUUGGGAAAUAAAGACUUUGCCGUCAUCUAUGACUUCAUUAAAAACAAUUCGAAGUGAAUUAAUGAGUUCUCUGCCGUAUCUACAGCAAUAAAAUGAACGAGAGAAAAAAACUUUAGGGAAACCCUUUUUUAUUUUUAUUUUUGUUUCUGCCUUUUCGUUGGUGUUCAAGAUAACUCGCGGUGAGGUAAAAAAUGUGCAUUUAUUAUGAAAAUUUUAAAAGAAGUUGUUAAUGUGAAAAUAAACCUUUUUAAUGUUCACUUUUUUUCAUAUCAUAAAACAAAGGU